This is a messenger RNA of Alternaria ethzedia, 1482 nucleotides long. RefSeq lists its product as uncharacterized. The transcript has a single exon. Lineage: Eukaryota; Fungi; Ascomycota; Dothideomycetes; Pleosporales; Pleosporaceae. The coding region runs from base 1 to 1482 and encodes 493 amino acids. The record is from RefSeq and is a predicted model, not a curated record.
AUGUCAUCAGCAACAUCUCCACCACCCAUCUUCCAGACCGACACCAUCCCGUCCAGCAUGACACUGCCUCCAGCUACACCAACUCCUCUGAAGCGGAAGCCAUCAGGCAACUCUUCUCCUCCUCGGGAGUCUCCAAAGAGACCAAGACUGUCCACCGAGGAGACCCUACACCCUACAAAGCACUACGCCGUAUACUCCCACAACCUCCUCGAAGAACCGGGCACCGCCAGACCCCAGCUCCUCAGCGCAUCCCCCGUCUUCGAGACCACCCAAAAGGCCAUGCGUGACCACGCUACCCAAGCAAUCGAAGCAAACGUAAAAUGGGGCGGCACCAAAGAGCUCAGCACCAACCGACUCUACGAGAUCCUCGAUAGCAAAAACCAUGUGGUUCUACGCUACGAAAUGGAUAUUGUCUUCCCCGCUGGUGAAGACGCGGACAGCGUGAAGCAGUGGAGCCGCGCAAGCGAGCUGGACGCUUUACCAGUACAGUACGGUCUGUGUGUGGAGUAUCUGAAUGACAACUACGACGAGGAAGAGGGGGUAGAGCGCUCCCUGGUGGUCACUUUUGGUAGUCUAGGCGAGGCCAAACACGCCAUGAAAAAGUCGGCGGCGGCGUACAUUGGCAGCUCAAGUGGACUCAAGGUAUCUGAAAGGCGGAUUGAGAUGGUAGGGGAGGAGGGAGAGAUUCUUCGACGGUGCAAGAUCGAAGAGGGGAGGAGAGAUGCCCAGGGUAGGUUUAUAAGGGAAGAAGACUUGUUUUUUGAGCUGAGCGGUGCAGAAUCGAGGGUGCCUGGCGACCUUCCACCCGCGCCCGAGGGAUUGGAGUCAUCUGCACCGCCAUCUCCUCAGCCGAUUACUGCUCCUGCCAUUACUGCAGUUGUACGCCAAGCUAUACCAGAAGUCGCAUCAAACAGUCCCGCUCCCGCGACACCCGAAUCAGAAGCGGCUCCCGGCACUCGCCGCCAGUCUACUCGGAUUAAGGUCGAGACCCAGGCUGCUAAAGAUAUGAAAGAAGAACAGCUUAAGAUCGAGCCCAAGCCCAAGCCCAAGCCCAAGCCCAAGCCCAAGCCCAAGCCCAAGCCUCAGCCUAAACCAAGGGCUCUAGCCAGACCCAAGGCUCCAGCUAAGCCGAAAGCCGCAGCCAAACCGAAAACCCCAGCUAAAUCCAAGACCAAAGCCCCAGCUCAAGAUCCGGUCGACACAGCCUCUCACUGCACCUGUCGCGGCCUUGACGAUGGUAGUCUAAUGAUAGGCUGCGAUAACGACGCUUGUCCAAUUGGAUGGUAUCAUGGUCGUUGUAUCGGCAUCUCCAAGCCGAUUCCAAAGAACAAAGAAUGGUAUUGUGGUAUGUGUACGAAAGAGAUGCAGAACAAUAAGGAUACGGGUGUUGCGACGGUACAUGCGAAGACGUCUGCGAAGAAGAGAGGUGGCGGUGCUGGCGUAAAGACAAAGGCAAAGGCGAAGGCGAGGAAGAGGAAGUAG